AUGGCUGUCGACUUAGCCGAUGCGACCCUGGCACAGCGCCUUCUCGGCCGUCUGCAAAUGCUAGUGUCCGCCAACAUAUCUAUUUCUCGUCUACCGAACCUUGCUCCAAGAAGCCGAGUUCGUUUCUAUUCGCAAAACCAUUUCAUCAUUCACGAUCAUGAGGCUUCACGGCCCUGGCAGCUCCCCGACGUACAACUCCAACAUUCCGAGAUGCCGGACCCGUCUGGCCCCAGGGACUACUACCCAUUCGAUUGCUACGCCGCUUCCCACUUCCUCUGCGACAUCGUUCCCUCUCAUUGCCUCUCCCACAUCCGCUUCCUCGAGCUGGUGUUCCCCCCUUACGUGCCCCACGGCUGGUCCCAUGCGAGCCACAGCGCGGCCCAAGACUGGUCCGCCACCGUCAGCGCCCUUCGGAAUCUCAUUAACGCAUCCGCGCUUACCAUCCGCCUGGUCAUGGCAGAUUUCCACGACGUCCCAGCGUUCGGCCGCGAGAUGAUGACGAAGCCUCGCGCCAAGAAGAUUCUGGAUGGUUACAUAUGUGUGAUUGAUCCUCUGAUACCCUUGGUGCGGGAGGACGGGCUGGCGGCGUUCUACAUGCAGGGCGCGCACCCCUUUAUAUGGGACAUGGAUACCCUCCGCACCUCCUUGGAUGAUGACGAUCUGCUAACUUGGAUGCGCCGACAGAUGAAAGAGACCAGCGAGGCAUAUAUGCAGGGCGAGGAUAUAAGCCCUGAUUCUGUCAAGCCUGAACCGAGGAAGCGCACGUGGUGGUUUUGGUACGACGAGAGCCUUGGUUAUGAUAUGAGUAGACGGCAGCGGGGGUCGGCUCGGGAUGGCGCACAAGGUCCAUGGUGGAAGCCAACACGGGGCGUAUAG
Messenger RNA from Chaetomium globosum CBS 148.51, 876 nucleotides. RefSeq lists its product as uncharacterized. Lineage: Eukaryota; Fungi; Ascomycota; Sordariomycetes; Sordariales; Chaetomiaceae. The transcript has 2 exons. The record is from RefSeq and is a predicted model, not a curated record. Bases 1 to 876 code for a protein of 291 amino acids.